AACACGCAGUCAGGUGUCGCGCUUCUAUCACGCUACCGGCGACGCCCGCCUGCUCGUCGACGCUCGGUGCUCAUUUAUUUAUAUAUUUAUUUAUUUCUCUUUUUUUUAUUUUUUUUCCAGUCAUGUGGAAGAAAACGUAAGGGACUUGGUGACGUCGCGCGUGCACUCCAGUGUGUGUGCGCGCGCGUGCAUGUGUGUGUGUGUGUGUGGGCGUGGAGGAAAAUGUCAGCGUGCGGCGGACGGAGAAGGAGCCUGGAGCUGCGUGUAUGUGUGUGUCGCGGGAGCACCACGCCACGCUGCUAACGCGGGGGAAAUACAACUCCAGCUGCUGUGGCGAGGUCUGAAGCGGAUAAAGUUGUUCAUGCUCGCUCGCUGUUUGUCAAAGUCAGCUGUAGCGCUGCGUCUUUUCCGCGCAGCAGCCUGGAGAAGGUGAAGCGCGAGCAGCUUCCUGGAUGUGAAGCGGCGACGGUUGUGUGAGCACACCGGACCGGACCGCACCGGACCGGACAUCUCAUUUCGGAAACCCUCAGCAUCCUCCAGCAAUGAUGUAGACUUGGCAACCGCAUAAUGAUGAUGAUGAUGAUGAUGGGUGAUGCAGGGCCUUGCAGGGAGGGGGACCAGUGACUAACACUCUUCCAGUUCUCCACACCUGGCACUCUAUGUCCAUCCUGAUCGGGAGGCCGGAGUGCUAUGUCAUCAACCACACCUCCUGUGGCCCCACCCCUUAAGAAGGGACGGAAGCCGGAGAAGUCGGAGGUGAUGGCCGAGUCGGUGCCAGCCACCAAUGAGGAGCUGAGGGGCAAAAUCAUGGACGUCCAAAUCGAGCUGCAUCAGGAGCGGAGCAAGGUGUGUAAGCUGCGUGAGCGGCUCCAGGAGCAGCGACAGGCUCGGGAGCUGGAGCAGCACAAACAUGCCGUGGCACUCACGGACUUGCGCGCCAAACUCCACGAAGAAAAGCUGCGAGAGAUAGGGUCCGCGCGCGAGUCCCUGGCACGGCAGCACGAAGUUGAGCUCGCACGGGCCAUCAAGAUCCGAGAUACAGAGGUGCAGAGGCUUCAGGGGCUUGUGAACGCCCUGCGAGACGGAGCCGCCGAGAAGCUCAAAAACGCUCUUCUGCUAGAAGCUCGGGAGGAGGCCAGGAGGGCGUUUGAUGGGGAGAGGAUUAAGCUACAGCAGGAGAUCCAGGAACAGAAGACGGCCAGGAAGCAGGCUGAGGAGGCACUGGCAAAUGCUCUGCAGGCUGAUAAAGCCAAAGCUGCAGAUCUGCGCACAGCCUACCAACAGCACCAGGAUGAGGUGCAUCGCAUCAAACGGGACUGUGAGAAAGACAUCCGCCGAGUGAUGGAUGAGUUGAAGGCAAAGGACCGCGUUGUGUGUGCUCUGGAGAGAGAGCUGGGCGCGCAGGCCGGCUACGCCCAGAAGCUUCAGCUCCAGAAGGAAGCUUUGGAUGAGCAGCUGGGCCAGGUACGAGAGGCUGAGAGACACAACCACGGCAGCCCAAAGAGAGAGGUUGUACCUGGGUUAGGGGACAACAAUGAGCAGCUCAACAACCAGUUUAUAUCUUCCUCCUCCUCUCCUCUGCCCGCUGCUCAACAGGAGUCUGAGGAACGUGACAUGAGACGGUUCCAGCUGAAGAUCGCAGAGCUUCACUCAGUUAUCAGGAAGCUGGAGGACAGAAAUGCCCUGCUGGCUGACGAGAGGAAUGAACUAUUGAAGAGAGUUCGAGAGGCAGAGAGUCAGAUGAAGCCGAUAUUUGAGAAGAACAAGCGGCUGUCUAAGAAGAAUGACGACCUCUUGCAGACGCUGCAGCGCAUGGAGGAGAAACUGAAGAACCUGAGCCGUGAGAACGCUGAGAUGAAGGAAAAAGCCUCUCGGCCGCCCUCACAACAACAGUCCAUUCAGCCUCAGCUGAAGCGGCCGAGCUCGCUGACGGACUUAAGUCAUGCCCAUGAAGAACAAGAGGUGGAAUUUCUCAAGCUGCAGGUUGCUGAGCAACGUGGCAUCAUUGACGAGCUCACGCAGGAACGUGAGCGUUUGGUGAUGAGCAAAAAGAACCGGAGGAAACCCCUGAAGCUGUCAAAAAGGCAUGUUGUGGAGACAUAUUUUGGAUUUGAUGAGGAGUCCAUAGACUCUGAAACCUCAUCUCUCACUUCCUACAACACUGACCUCACUGACCGCACGCCUGCCACACCAGAGGAAGACUUGGAAGAGAGCAUUUCCCGUGAGGAGUCGGAGCUUCGUUUCCGUCAGCUCACCAGAGAAUACCAGGCCCUUCAGCGUGCCUACGCCCUGCUGCAGGAGCAGACUGGAGGCUCUCUGGAUGCCGAGAGGGAGGCCAGGACGCGUGAGCAGCUGCAGUCGGAGCUGAGCAGCUGCCAGGCGAAGAUUGUUGACUUGGAGAAGGCUUUGGCAGAGCGGGGACAGGACUCAAAGUGGGUGGAGGAGAAGCAGUUCUUGCUCCGAACGAACCAGGAACUUCAUGAGAAGAUGUGUGCUUUGCAGCAGGCGGAGUCGCGGCUACAGGCCGAAGUUCAGGAUGCCCGAGACCAGAAUGAGCUGCUGGAAUUCAGGGUGCUGGAACUGGAAGAGAGAGAGCGCAGAUCUCCUGCCCUCAAUCUCCACAUGUCUGCGUUUCCUGAGAACAGCAGCAGUGCCCUGCAGAUCUACUGCCGCCAGGAGGGCGUGAAGGAUGUCAUCAUCCCUGAGCUGAUGAAGAAACUGGAUAUCCUUGGGGACAAUGGAAAUCUCAGAAACGAGGAGCAGGUGGCUGUGAUCCAGGCGGGAACAGUGAUAUCUCUGUGUGAGAAGUGGUUGAAGCAAAUAGAUAACACAGAGGCAGCACUCACACAGAAGAUGAUUGAUCUGGAAAAUGACAAGGAGCUGUUCAGUAAGCAAAAGGGAUUUCUAGAGGAGGAGUUGGACUACAGGAAACAGGGCUUGGACCAGGCCUACAUGAGGAUCGAGGAGCUGGAGGCCACGCUGUAUAGCGCUCUGCAGCAGGAGCAGCCGGCAUGUCGAGCUGUGGCUGAGUCGCUGACAGACAGGCAGAGGGAGGAGCUGAGGCUCGCCGUGGACAAGCUGCGGCGUCAGAUUCUCCGGCAGAGCCGGCAGUAUGACAGUCAGAUCUUACAGGAGCGCAUGGAGCUCCUACAGCAGGCCCAGCAGAGAAUUAGAGAGCUGGAGGACAGGAUUGACUUUCAAAAGAGACAAAUAAAAGAUAUAGAGGAAAAGUUUUUGUUCCUCUUUUUGUUUUUCUCUUUAGCAUUUAUUCUUUGGCCUUAAUGAGAGUAACUAUGGACCUGCAUCAGGUGUUAAGGUGCUGCGGAGUCAAGCGAGGAUGAAAACAAAUCAAAUUAUUUUUUAUGCAUACUUAGA
Messenger RNA from Solea senegalensis (Senegalese sole), 3375 nucleotides. It is a transcript of the gene jakmip1, whose product is annotated as janus kinase and microtubule interacting protein 1. The record is from RefSeq and is a predicted model, not a curated record. The coding region runs from base 691 to 3282 and encodes 863 amino acids. Lineage: Eukaryota; Metazoa; Chordata; Actinopteri; Pleuronectiformes; Soleidae. The transcript has 23 exons. Gene Ontology annotation, molecular function: kinase binding; GABA receptor binding; microtubule binding.